UGAUGAGAUCGACCAGCCGGGGAAAGCGAGGUUGGAAACAGGGCGGUCCCUGGCUAGGCUGCGGUGGCCCGACCAGGCCUUGUGGCUGUGCACGUGCAUGAAUAGUUUGCAAUGAUGGAAACAUGGCCUGCCCGGCCUGCACGGCCUCAUCCCCUCACGCCUCGUCGGGCUGCCCGAUCACGUGGGCGCACUGAGCCUUGUUUGGGUGCACUUGGCUAUUCCCGAGGCUCCAAAAGUACCGGCGUACUUUUGCACUGCUUCGCCACCUUUGGUGCUGUCGAUCACGAGAGAUCCUCAUCGCUUCUGACAACUUUCGCCAAGAGCAAGAAUCAAAAGUUGGGUAUCAAGGAUGACGAUACACAGCACGCAAGAUGCGGGACCGCUGCAACAUCUAGUUGGGAGGUCUUGUUAUUGUCAUUCAUUGUGCGCAUGCAUGCCUGUUGUGCACAUCUCCGAGCGGCUAAUCACCCACCACCCCCCCAGUAUGGUACUCUCUACCAGGCUUUUGCCGGCCUUGGAUACUGCAACCGGCGCCCCUUGGUUUCGUGACUGCAACAAUGACGUUGUUUGACCAACUGUUUCUCGGCUACGAUGAAUCGGCGCUCGGUGUGCUUGCCUCAAGUCGACACUGAAAUGCCCAUAUGGUUCGUCGCCGGGCGUGGCCUUUUCCAGAACCAAGAUAUGUUUAGAUCUUGGAAGUCAAGCGAGGUAUCAUGUCCUGGGCAAAUGCAGUUGCUGGUGGGUUUCGGGCUUGGCGCCGUGGUCGUCAUGUUUCAUCU
Molecule: messenger RNA, 779 nt
Organism: Cladophialophora immunda
Lineage: Eukaryota; Fungi; Ascomycota; Eurotiomycetes; Chaetothyriales; Herpotrichiellaceae
Exons: 1
Coding region: 112-549 (145 amino acids)
Source: RefSeq, a predicted model, not a curated record